Messenger RNA from Argentina anserina (silverweed cinquefoil), 1934 nucleotides. RefSeq lists its product as uncharacterized. The transcript is spliced from 7 exons. Lineage: Eukaryota; Viridiplantae; Streptophyta; Magnoliopsida; Rosales; Rosaceae. Bases 275 to 1534 code for a protein of 419 amino acids. The record is from RefSeq and is a predicted model, not a curated record.
GAGAGAGAGAGAGAGAGAGAGAGAGAGAGGCAGUGGUGGUCAGUUUUAUUGGAGUUUUGUGUGAAGAAUCACCCCCACCUUGCACAAAGCUACUUCGUUUUCAUUUUGGGGCUUCAGUUUGAGACAACUCAGUGUUGCUCAAUGUGCUUCCUCUCUAAUUGAAACUGCACUACUGCGUCGUUUCUGUAGUUCGCUCUCUCUGUGUGUUUGUGACAAAGAGAGAUAAAAGAGCUCUGCUUUGAUUUUGAGCUGUUAGGGUCUUUGAAUUUGCAAAAUGGGUUUUGCUCAGUUUCGCAGAGGGAGGUCUAGGAUAGCCGAAGCAGUGCUGGUUUGCUUAUGGGGUUUGUUGUUCAUCUCUUUGUCCUGUGAGGCCAGAUUAACUGCUUCAUCAAAACAGAAGCUUGAGGUUCAGAAGCACCUCAACCGUUUGAACAAGCCUGCUGUGAAAAGCAUCAAGAGCCCAGAUGGGGAUAUAAUAGACUGUGUUCCCAUCUCUCAGCAACCUGCUUUUGAUCACCCUUAUCUCAAAGACCACAAAAUUCAGUUGAGGCCUAACUACCACCCAGAAGGCUUAUUUCAAGAAAACAAAGUAACUGAUAAACCGAAAGAAAGACCAAACACCCAGCUGUGGCAUGUGAACGGUAGAUGCCCUGAAGAUACCAUACCCGUGAGGAGGACGAAGAAAGAUGAUAUUUUGAGGGCAAGCUCAGUCAAAAGAUAUGGUAGGAAGAAGCAGAAAACCAUUCCCAAGUCUGCAGACCCUGAUCUUGUCAAUGAGAGUGGUCAUCAGCAUGCAAUUGCAUAUGUGAAUGGGGACAAGUAUUAUGGAGCAAAAGCAACCAUCAAUGUAUGGGAGCCCAAGAUUCAACAGCCUAAUGAGUUCAGCUUGUCUCAGCUUUGGAUUUUAGGAGGCUCUUUUGGUGAAGACCUGAACAGCAUUGAAGCUGGUUGGCAGGUCAGCCCAGACCUCUAUGGUGACAACAACACCAGACUGUUUACGUACUGGACUAGUGAUGCAUAUCAAGCCACUGGUUGCUACAAUCUCUUGUGCUCAGGCUUUAUUCAAAUCAACAGUGAAAUAGCAAUGGGUGCAAGCAUCUCUCCUGUGUCGAGCUACCGGACUUCCCAAUACGAUAUCAGUAUUCUUGUCUGGAAGGAUCCGAAGGAGGGACAUUGGUGGAUGCAGUUCGGCAAUGACUAUGUGUUGGGUUAUUGGCCUUCUUUCCUGUUCUCGUACUUGGCCGACAGUGCUUCCAUGAUUGAAUGGGGAGGUGAGGUUGUAAAUUCAGAGCCAGACGGCCGCCACACCUCAACGCAAAUGGGCAGCGGGCGUUUCCCGGAGGAGGGUUUUGGAAAAUCAAGUUAUUUCAGGAACAUUCAAGUUGUUGAUAGCUCCAAUAAUCUCAAGGCCCCCAAAGGAUUAGGCACCUUCACAGAGCAGUCAAACUGCUAUGAUGUUCAGACAGGAAGUAAUGGGGAUUGGGGUCACUACUUUUACUAUGGAGGACCAGGUAGAAACUCAAAUUGCCCAUGAAGUAGUAGUUAAAAAGGAAACCCAUUUUCACCCUCCCCCAAUGUGUAUCAUUCAUUCUAGUGUAAUACCCUUUUCUCUCUUCUCCUCGUUGUAUACCCCUUUUCACUCUUAGGUUGGGCUUGUGGCUGGUCUGGUAGUAAAUCAUGUGAUUGUCCUUUUUUUCUCUCUAGUGGCAAGUUUUGACUCUUUGUGUUUUAGUAAAAGAAUCUCUCCAUGCAUGUAAGUGGGUGGGAUGUGAAGGAAGGAAGGAAGGAAGGAAGUGACCAAGUUUCUCAAAAGCCUAAAGAAACAGGCCCUUUUCUGCUUUAUAACUCCAGCUCUGUACUCUAUUUGUUUGUACACUCCUUGAUCUCCUUGGAGUUGCUUGUUAGUCGAUGAAUGAAUGUAAUCAGUUUCUUUC